CCUUGACUCUGUUUUUUCUCUUUUGUUUUUUUAUAUAGUCGUCGGUGGUGCAGAAUGAUGCAAAGGGCUUUAAUAUUCUCUUGUUCAAACCCAAUCUAUUCUCAAUUUUCAACAACGACAGCUCCACCUGACUACGCUGUGUUCCCCAAACGAGACGGCGGUUGGAUCUCUCCUUCCUCUUCCCACCAAUUACCGGUAUAUCGUUUGCGAGAUUACAGGCGUACAUUCCCUCCUCUACUCAACUCCGCGAUUGACUCAGUUGCAAAUCAACCAAAAAUGGCAUCUCAAGAUGAACAAGACCCUCGGAUUUCCAAAAUUUCUUCAGCGAUUCGUGUCAUCCCAAACUUCCCCAAACCUGGGAUAAUGUUUCAGGACAUAACAACUUUGCUUCUUGAUACCAAGGCAUUUCGUGAUACUAUCGAUUUGUUUGUUGAGAGGUACAGAGGGAAAGAUAUCUCUGUUGUUGCAGGUAUAGAAGCAAGGGGAUUCAUUUUUGGCCCACCUAUUGCAUUGGCUAUUGGGGCGAAGUUUGUUCCUAUGAGGAAACCCAAUAAAUUGCCUGGGGAGGUUAUAUCAGAGGAGUAUUCUUUGGAGUAUGGAACAGAUAAAAUGGAGAUGCAUGUCGGUGCCGUCCAAGCAGGAGAACGUGCUUUGAUAAUAGAUGAUCUUAUUGCUACUGGUGGAACAUUGUGUGCCGCAAUCAGGCUACUUGAGCGUGUAGGAGUGCAUGUUGUGGAGUGUGCUUGUGUUAUUGAAUUACCCGAGUUGAAGGGCCGGGAACGGUUAGGAGACAAACCACUGUUUGUUCUUGUAAGCUCCACUUGAUCUCACGAAUUUUGUGGUGGAACCUUUGUUGAGUGUUGCAACAGAGCUUGAACUUUAGCCAAAAGCCUAAGAAAACUACUUUGUUGAAUAAGAGGGCUACAUUUGGUAAAUUAAGGUCACAUUAGAUUGAACUCAGAAGUAUGAUAACUUUGAUUUGGGAGUUAUUGUUCCCUGUUUCUCUAAAGAGCUAGUUUGGAGGACAGUUUUAUUUUACGGCUUGUAACAAUGGUUGAUUUGCCUUUUAUCGUUGUAUGAGUGGAGCCAGUGGCAUUCAUCGAUAUGACUCGUUGGUUUACACUACAAGACAUCAUGUUAUUAAUGACAUCGUCAUGUUU
Hibiscus syriacus is the source of this 1160-nucleotide messenger RNA. RefSeq names its product adenine phosphoribosyltransferase 1-like. Gene Ontology annotation, molecular function: adenine phosphoribosyltransferase activity. Gene Ontology annotation, cellular component: cytoplasm; cytosol. The transcript has 7 exons. The coding region runs from base 55 to 825 and encodes 256 amino acids. Lineage: Eukaryota; Viridiplantae; Streptophyta; Magnoliopsida; Malvales; Malvaceae. Gene Ontology annotation, biological process: adenine salvage. The record is from RefSeq and is a predicted model, not a curated record.